CUCCUACGGCCGGUCUACAUGCAAAAAACGCAAGAAAUGCACGGAGGGCGCGCGUGUGACGUGCUGAUUUUCGAGCCGUAGACCGGCCACAGAGGUUCUUUGUCAUGUCAAACAAACUCUACGGGUGCUUACGUUUUUUUCAGGUUGCAAGACAAACUUACGGCCAGCGCGCAUCUUUCUCCACGAACAAAAAAAAUGCAGCGAUUUGGGAAACGCCAAAAAUCGCACGGCCAAAAAAUCGUACGUCCGGUUGUGACCUAGGCUUUACAUACUGAAGACAAGCGAUCUUGAAAAUGUCAGACAUCUGUAGUUCGAAGAAAGCCACGGCUAAAAACAGCUUUAUUACCGGGUUACUUGGAUAAUCUCAGUUAGAAAGACGCAAAGGAUCGAUAUACGUGGAAAUUAGGGUUUAUUAGCGGUUAUUCAUGGAGCCAUACAAAAUUCCUUAAAACAUUUGGCGUGACGAUGUAGAUUUGUGGCUUAGCGUUACCGACAUAGAUGUUGGAGUGUGCCUUCUCGCUGCAUUUUCUCUGUUUUAAUAGCAAUGAAAAAGCUAACGUAUUAUUUGCUGGAGAAGAAGAGCAGGGAGGAUUGGGAAUCGAGCUGCUGUGGUUUGUUUACACCCCAUACUAAAAGUUGUAGCGUCCUAGCAACCAUCACAAAGACACGUACAAAAAGCCCAGAAAUUCCUCCUUACCCGGGCAAAAACGAGACAGGAUUUAUCUUGUAGUGUCCUGAUCCACAGAUUUGUAACCCAGCCACAUAUAAAAAGUUGUAGAAUCUCUACCAGCAGCACCAGGUAGUUUGAGAUGUCAGGGAACUCAACGGAUGGAAGAUCAUUUUUCAACUGAUAGCGUUGCUGUAGCGGAUAACCAAUGGCGACUCAGUCGAUUGCAGAGCGCACCAUCUCGGAGAACAGCCUGGUGGUGCUGCUGCAGGGUCUGCACGGUCAGGUGACUACGGUGGAGCUGCGGGACGAGAGCACGGCCCGGGGUCGUGUCCUCAAUGUGGACGCCUUCAUGAAUGUGCGUCUGGAGGACGUCCUGUACCGGGACAGACGAGGGAACGUCUCGGAGAUGGCCGACCUGUUCGUGACCGGCCGUAACGUGCGCUACGUGCACAUUCCUGACCACAUGGACAUCGUCGAGACCGUCAAGACCCAGCUGGAGAAGAUCCACAGAGUGCGCUGCUUCACCGCGAAAGGGAGGAAGGAGUACAGCAAGAAGAAGAAAUGAGUUACGACAUGUUGGUGGAAAAAACUCUGACGAAUGAGAACAGAUUUCUUUAAAUACCUCAUGAUAUCGUGAACGUUGUGUCAUCGUCUCACGUCUGGAAAUUCUGCCUUCUGUAAGAAGGUUAUGUGCAAAUACAGAAACAUUGUGGAAA
Molecule: messenger RNA, 1386 nt
Organism: Neoarius graeffei (lesser salmon catfish)
Lineage: Eukaryota; Metazoa; Chordata; Actinopteri; Siluriformes; Ariidae
Gene: lsm10
Product: LSM10, U7 small nuclear RNA associated
Exons: 2
Coding region: 876-1235 (119 amino acids)
Biological process (GO): mRNA 3'-end processing by stem-loop binding and cleavage
Cellular component (GO): nuclear body; cytoplasmic U snRNP body
Molecular function (GO): U7 snRNA binding; histone pre-mRNA DCP binding
Source: RefSeq, a predicted model, not a curated record